Molecule: messenger RNA, 1386 nt
Organism: Penicillium roqueforti
Lineage: Eukaryota; Fungi; Ascomycota; Eurotiomycetes; Eurotiales; Aspergillaceae
Exons: 2
Coding region: 1-1386 (461 amino acids)
Source: RefSeq, a predicted model, not a curated record
AUGUCUUCGCUGGUUACCCUCCCGACUGAGGUGCUGCUUGUGAUCAUGGAUCAUCUAUCAGCGCAGCAAGAUCGACUGAACCUCGCCAGGUGCAAUGUACGCAUGUACACAGAACUUUACCCCCAGGCAUUUAUUCAUAUGGAACUUGAUCCUUGCUGCUGCGCUCAGCGGGUGGAAAAACUCGUUGACUUUCUUCUUCACAACCCCUCCAUGGCUGGGGAAGUCAAAAGUCUCAAGCUGGGCAAAAUGUGGACAUGUGGUCAACACCAUACAGCCCUAGUCACAACCUGGAGCUUCGAUGGAAUCUUCAAGCAGUCAGUCAAAAAGUUUGGUCAAUCAUCAACCUCCAGUCUGAAACAAUGGUUGUAUAAUAUCCCAACGGACGACAAACCCAUCGCUUGGCAGGCUCUCGUCAUCUGCCUCUUACCAAAUAUCACCUACCUUGAAUGCGUCUGGCCUGACCGCAGCACCAGUUUCACUGAUUGUAUGCUACGCAAAGCCUACCAACACCUAGUCCCAUUCAAUCCAACGCCGACACCGGCGUUUCAGUCCCUGCGAGAGGUCGUUUUCAAAUUCCCAUCGGAUAUCGUACGCGAAACCCCGAGAAUUGAAACCUGGAGCAAAUCAUGGGAUAUCUCUCGUCUCAAUCCUUUUUUCCAAACCUCAUCGAUGCACACGAUCAAGGGAUAUGGGCUGAGUGGAGUAUGUGUACACCUGUUACCACUGGAACCAUCAACUAUCACGCAUGUUGAGCUGCACCAGAGUCACUCGGUUUGUGGAAUUCGCGAAUUUAUUGUCAGUUGCCUAAACUUGAAGUCCUUCAAGUACUUCUGCUCUGAGGACAGCGGUUCACACCCCGUGGCUACCGGUUACUGUCUCGAGUCAUUUAUGAAUUUGAUUUCCUCCAAGGCACACUCGCUCAACACCCUUUGCCUCGACUACACACCCUUGCCCCCCGACUACAACAUGAGUGCUGAUGGAUGCAUUCGCUUCAAUAAGUUUCAUGUAUUGAAGCAUUUGCAGCUCCCAAUGCACACAUUCUCAGAAAUUAACGUCUCUCACUUGAUACUGGCUAAGCACUUACCACCAUCUCUGGAGCGGCUCUCUGUGACGCAAUGGUGCGUCGAAGCUCCCAAUGGCAACAUCAUCAACCAGCUGGUGAACUUAGUGAGGCUCAAGCAUAUGUUUCCCAGCCUCGUCACUAUUGAAAUCUACGGCACUUUCAUUCAACACUUGUUCGCCAUAGGUGGAGAGGAAGAACGACUUCGAGAAAUCCCAAGUGGGGAUAUUCCCCGUCCUGCGAUUUAUGAGGCUCACAAACGGCUGUCCGAUGCCUGCAAGGAAAUGGGCGUUGAUUUGAGUGUCCAGGAUGUUCGCCUGGUGUAA